CAAGGCUGCCUGACCAAAUACUUUUCAAUAUCAACAGUUUUUGCAUAGGUAUUACGUAAUUAUUUCUUUAUUUAUUUUUGUUUUCUUCAGUCAAAGCUUCAUUAAACAAACAAACAAACAAACAUGGUUUUGCAUUUCACUCUUAUAUUGCUUGCAAUACUGGCUCUGAAAGCCUCCGCAACUAUAUCAAAUAAUGAUACAAAGACUAUGCCACGGACGUUUUCUGCUUUUUUCCUGUCCGUCACAGACGAACCCUUCGACUUCUUGGAUGUUCAAGAGGGAAGUGGUUCUGGCUUUGACAUAAAUUCCGAGCCAAAGAAACAUCAUCACCCCGCGGUGAAAAAGCGGUAUUACAUCUCCAAAGAGGCCUCACAAUUUCUUAUGGGCCAUUUAGUGACAGUGUUCAUUCCAACCGUAUACACCUUAGUUUUCAUCGUCAGUGUUCCUCUAAACCUCCUUGCCCUUGUGAUGUUUAUUCGUCGAGUGCGGCCGAAGAAGCCAGCAGUGAUAUACAUGACCAACCUGGCUUGCGCUGAUCUGCUGUUUGUCCUCUUACUCCCUUUUCGGAUUGCCUACCAUUUCAAUGGAAAUAACUGGAUAUAUGGUUCUGGAAUGUGUCGUGUCGUCACUGCUGCUUUCUACUGCAAUAUGUACUGUUCUGUGCUGCUAAUGAUGUCGAUUAGUGUCGACCGUUUUAUGGCGGUUGUCUAUCCUAUGGACUCACUUACCUGGCGCAGCCCUCAAAGCGCAAAAGUGGUGUGUCUUGCCAUGUGGCUUUUGUCCAUCGGGGGUGUCACGCCUCUACUCCUCUCAGAGCAAACAAUCCAUCUGCCUGACUUGGAUAUAACUACCUGCCACGAUGUCUUGGACAUUCAUAAGUUACGCGGCUAUUACCUUUAUUUCUUUCCGAUAUUCGCGUCAAUCUUUUUUUUCAUUCCUUUUAUAUUUACUACAUUCUGCUACGUGCGUAUAGUUCAAGCUCUAUGUAACACCAAUGUGGAGAAUCGUACAAAAAAGACCCGUGCAGUUUUUAUGGCAGUUACUGUGCUCGCUGUAUUUGUGGCUUGUUUCACUCCUACCAAUAUUAUCUUACUUUCUCACUACUUACAGUUUGCGCACCGACACAACGAGCGCUCUUACGCUGCUUACCUCGUGUCAAUGUGCGUUGGCAGUAUUAGCUGCUGCUUGGAUCCCCUAUUAUAUUAUUUUGGAUCGUCGCAGUGUCAGAAGCAAGUGCUCGCCUUCCUGAAAUGUCGUCCUGUGCCGGCAAUGGAGCGCAGCUCGGAGUCCAGCAGUACCACCAGGUUAAGCAAGCUGGAGACCUUUAAAAGUAAUAUCAGCAACCAGUACAAGCAACUCACAGCAUGAACCUUUUCUGAAGGGAGUAAAAAAUUACAUUGUGCAGCUCAUUUUUCAUAGAGCUCUUACCACA
This is a messenger RNA of Chanos chanos (milkfish), 1432 nucleotides long. It is a transcript of the gene f2r, whose product is annotated as coagulation factor II (thrombin) receptor. The transcript has 2 exons. Bases 124 to 1368 code for a protein of 414 amino acids. The record is from RefSeq and is a predicted model, not a curated record. Gene Ontology annotation, molecular function: thrombin-activated receptor activity. Gene Ontology annotation, cellular component: plasma membrane. Lineage: Eukaryota; Metazoa; Chordata; Actinopteri; Gonorynchiformes; Chanidae. Gene Ontology annotation, biological process: positive regulation of blood coagulation; phospholipase C-activating G protein-coupled receptor signaling pathway; positive regulation of Rho protein signal transduction.